AUGCAUGACCAGAUUGAUAAAUUUAAAGAAUUUAUCCUUGAACAUCCAAUAGAUGAUGUUUUUGUACGUGUUCCAGAACUAUAUCUUUCUCCCAUCGAAGCAUGUUCUUUCUUCGGAUCAGUCAAUAUUUUCAAUUUCCUUAUAUCAAACUUAAAUUAUCAUAUAACUCAAAAAGUUACACAAUAUUCAUUCAUUGGAGGGAAUACCGACAUCAUUAAUGAAUGCCUCAAAGUGAACCAGAUAGAUAGAGAAUCUAUUCUUAACAUUAUUGUUUCUCAUAACGAUGAGCUUCUCGACUAUAUAUUUGACAGAGAUAUCAAUAUCCCAAAAGAUUUUGAUUUCAUUUAUCCAAUUAUAUCUCAAAACAUGAAAGUUGUUGUUCAUAUGUUCGAGAAAGAUAAAAAUUCAAUUAUUCCAUGGUGCGCUGGAAUUCCACAAACUAUUGACAUCAUUAAAAACGAAAAUAUCGAUUUGAAUAAAGUUUGUUUAAGCAAAUGGUCUCUUCUACAUUAUGCAUCUUAUUUCAAUAAUUUAGAAAUUUGCAACACAUUACUUACACGUUUAAAAGAUCAGAAUUUUAUUAAUGCAAAAAAUAAAGAUGGAACAACUGCUCUGCAUAUUUCAGCUAUCUCUGAUUCUAAAGAAAUAGCUGAACUUCUUAUUUCGAAAGGUGCUGAUAUCAAUGUAAGAGAUAAUGAAGGGAAAACGGCACUCCACUAUGCUGUCAUUAAUAAUAGUAAAGAAACAGCAAAAUUUCUACUUAUAAAUGGAGCUGAUAUUACAUCAGCAACUUAUGGUGGAAAAACAGCACUUCAGUGUGCAAUGGAUGCAAAUAAUACAGAGAUCGUAAAACUCUUUAUACCAUUUUACAAUGAUAUUAUUAAAAAACAACCUAUUAUUGGAAAGGUGCUUAUAUUAUAUGUCUUAAAACAUAAUAUGCAUGAAGAAAUAAGUACUCUCGUUUCGGAUGGAGUAAAUUUCAAAACAAUAGAUAUUUAUGGAUUCCCGGCGCUUCAUUUUGCAGCCCUUCAUAAUUAUAGGGAUAUUGUGGAACAAUUGAUCUUACAUGGCUGUGAUAUCAAUUCUAAAUAUGCUGGCAAUCAAACCCCACUUCAUUCUGCAGCUCAGUGUAACAGUAAAGAUGUAAUACAACUUCUUCUUUCAUAUGGUUGCGAUACGGAGGUAAAAGAUAGACUUGGUAGAACACCUCUUAUUAUGGCUGCAUUUUAUAACAAUACAGAGGCUGCUGAACUGCUAAUUUCACAUGGAGUAGAUAUCACUGCAAAAGAUUGCAACAACAAUACAGCUCUUUAUUAUGCAACAAUGGAAAAAAAUCAAUAUCUCAUAAAAAUUCUACAUUCAAAAUUAUCAGGUUUAAAUGAAAAAAAUAAAUCUGGAAUAAUUCCAAUAAAUAAUGCUAUAAAUUUAAACAACAGACAACAUAAUACUGAACAUAAAGCAAACAAGCAGAAAUCGUCCGGAUAUUGCUCAUCGAUUUGCAGGAUAUUUUAA
Molecule: messenger RNA, 1512 nt
Organism: Trichomonas vaginalis G3
Lineage: Eukaryota; Parabasalia; Trichomonadida; Trichomonadidae
Product: spectrin binding
Exons: 1
Coding region: 1-1512 (503 amino acids)
Biological process (GO): protein localization to ciliary inversin compartment
Cellular component (GO): ciliary inversin compartment
Molecular function (GO): protein binding
Source: RefSeq, a predicted model, not a curated record